AUGAACCCCGAGGCUUAUCACCAAGACUACACCGGAUCCGAGUUGACCUAUCAGGCAAACGGCGGGCAACAGAACUUGUAUCAGUUGUACCCAACCUCCACCAACGGACUUCUCAACUAUAACUAUAGUUCGUAUGUGGCUGCUAACAACUUGGGAUCCAACUACAGUCCGAGUACCUACCUGAAUCCAAGUACCAAAAUGGGAGGAUCCAGCUACUUGAAUCCGAAGAUGGGAUCCAACUAUUUGACUGGAAGUUUCAGUCAAGGAGGAGGAGUAAUUCCUUCUUCAAUUGGAGCGUCGUCGUUAGGCUUCACAACAACCCCCACCACAUCAUCUGCCACUCUUCCUGCACUCAACUCCCGUUCCUUGACCUCCACGAUCGUCUCAGCUUCUGGAGCCAGGGCUUCCUCAUCUCCAACCAGCGGGUUGCAGCAACUAACUCUGCAAGAGUUGGAAAAGAUCACGAGUCGAGGAAACUUUGGGCACAAUAAGCCCCCCUACUCGUACAUUUCGUUGAUUACGAUGGCUAUUGAACAAUCACCCGUUAAACGGCUGACACUCUCGGAGCUCUAUAAUUGGAUCAUGGAGAUCUUUCCGUAUUAUAGAAACCAUCAGCAGAAAUGGCAGAAUUCCAUUAGACAUUCGUUGUCGUUCAAUGAUUGUUUUGUGAAGGUUCAGAGAUCCCCUGAUAAGCCAGGCAAGGGCUCCUUCUGGACCCUCCACGACCUCUGCGGCAACAUGUUCGAGAACGGAUGCUACCUCCGCCGUCAAAAACGAUUCAAGCUCAAGGAGCGAGGAUCGCCAAGAAAGAAGCGUGGUGUCCAGGCGAAGCAGGAUUUGGUAAAAGUAGAAAUCAAGGAGAACAACCCGACCUAUCAACUGAUUACCCCGAAAGUUGAAGUCAAGGAGGAAGUCUUACCGGCGGGAACGACGGUCACUCAACCCACUUCAGUCAUCUCUAGUGUCGGGACUCUUGGAGCUACGCAGUCACAGAUGAACCUGAACAAUCCCUACUCCACACCAUACAUCUACACUGGCAACUACUCUAGUAGCCUCCUCCAACCACAAAACUUCCUCAAUGGAAGUAUCUAUAACCCAACGAACAUCUACUCAAAUGGGUACACCGACACAUAUCAGAACACUCUUUAUAGCUCAACGGAUCCAACGAAUGGGAGUCCAACUUCUGCAAUAGCUCCUGGAGCCAAUCUUUGA
This is a messenger RNA of Caenorhabditis remanei, 1212 nucleotides long. RefSeq lists its product as uncharacterized. The transcript has 5 exons. Gene Ontology annotation, biological process: regulation of transcription by RNA polymerase II; anatomical structure morphogenesis; cell differentiation. The record is from RefSeq and is a predicted model, not a curated record. The coding region runs from base 1 to 1212 and encodes 403 amino acids. Gene Ontology annotation, molecular function: DNA-binding transcription factor activity, RNA polymerase II-specific; RNA polymerase II cis-regulatory region sequence-specific DNA binding. Lineage: Eukaryota; Metazoa; Nematoda; Chromadorea; Rhabditida; Rhabditidae.